UUGAGCGCAGUCCAAACACUAGAAAUCAUGAAAUUCCUGAUCAUUGCCGUCGCCUUCCUGGCCUGCGCCUUCGCCGAUGUCUCUGAGCUGUCUGGCUACGACUACCAGCAGCCCGCUGCUGCUCCCGUGGAGACCUACAUCCCCCCCGCACCGCCAGCGCCCGCACCCGCUCCCAUUGAGACCUACAUUCCCCCAGCUCCCCCGGCUCCCGAGUACAUCCCUCCUGCGCCCAUCCAGGCCGAGGAGCCCAUCCUCGAGGAGAUCGAGCAGCCCGCCCAGGACGGAUACCGCUACAAGACGGUGCGCCGUCGCGUCUUCCGCCACCGCAACUAAGUCGCUGGAAUCCAUUGUUAUUGUUAAUUUGUUGACUCGAGUGUAAUUGCUGAAAUACACUUGGAGAGUAAAUCUAUGAGAAAUUGUAACUGAACCCAUGUUCGUUGUCUUGUAUUUACUUUGGUGCAAAUCAAAGUCUAGAGAACAGGAGAAUGUACCAACCAUUGAACACACCAACAUCAGAUUGAUACUUAAAUAUAUCUAAUUGAAAUAGUA
This is a messenger RNA of Drosophila biarmipes, 549 nucleotides long. RefSeq lists its product as uncharacterized. Lineage: Eukaryota; Metazoa; Arthropoda; Insecta; Diptera; Drosophilidae. The record is from RefSeq and is a predicted model, not a curated record. The coding region runs from base 28 to 333 and encodes 101 amino acids. The transcript has 2 exons.